AUGGCCAGGGGCGUCCCCUGCCGCCAGGCUGUGGGCUCGGGUCGCUCGCCCUUCACCCUCCAGGCCCGCCACACCAGGCCCCCUGGCGCGCGGGACCUGGGUCCCUCAGGCAGGUCUCCCCGGGGCACUCUGGGGACACCGGAGGCCUGCCUGCCCCAAACCCCGCCCCACGGCUGCCGCCUGUCCACCGGACACAACGCAACCCGCACAGACCGCCUGCCGCCGGGCGCCCGGAGCCUGCCACCAGUUGGGCGCUCGGGCCCCACGCAAGGCACACGCCACAGCCCCGCCGCCAGCACCGGAAGGCCCGCCGGGCCCCAUGGACCCUCUCCUUUGCGUGCCACACCCAUGCACACCCAGGCCUCCCUAACUCCAGCACCAGCAUCUCCACGGGAGACGCACCAGACCCUGGGCCCAGCGGGACCCUCGCACCGAAACUCACGCCCUCACGCCCCUUCCGCCGCCACCUGCCCCCUUUCCUCCACAGCAGACUCCCUCCUUGCCACCAGCUCCCGCCCGGCACCAGCUCGGCUGGGCUCCAGUCCGCAGCGGCCCCGGGAGCUGGCCGCGGGCUCACACUUCUAUGCCCCGCCGGCACCCAUGACCGGCCAGGGCACAGGCACCCAGCUCCCAUUCACGUGCCCGGGACCCCUCCGUCCUGCCUUCCACGCGCCGCCCAAAUCUCUGAGGAUAUCCCACAUCAUAGCCCAGGCCGCCCUGAAGGCACUGCCGCCCCGGGCACCCAACACUCCCCCUCACGGUGCUCUGCGCACACUGGCCCAGGACCUCUGGCCCUCCUGCACUUCUCUCGACCCCAGUCCGCGGCCGACUCGGACUCUGCGAGGGAAAGGCACUGGCAGCCCCGCCGACCCCGUGAAGGCCCAGGCCAAGGCGUCCGACCCCGCCCAAACGGCCAUCUCGGCAAGGCCCCCCGGCCUGCCUCCUCUCUCCCCACCAGAACCUGGGUCGGCAGUCCCGCCGAGGCCAAGGCCCCCGCUGCUCACCCGCAACCUACAGACACCCUCUGCGCCCGACACCGCGGGCAGGACCCCGCGGAGGCCUCAAGGAGGCAGCCGCAGGCCUGAGAGCCCAGCGGCGCUCACACACACCGCAGGCAGCCCACCCCACACUGGGCCUGCCACUCCCAAGGCUUUGCCGCCGGGCACCGGGGGCCCCGGGGCCCGGGGCUGCCCUCGAGGAGGCCAGCCCCAAGGCUCCUCUCCCCAUGGCCCUCCGGGGCCACCGGAGGCCUGCCUGCCCCCACCUGCGCCCCAGGGCUGCACGCACCCAAGGGAGCCAAGGCAACGGGACCCUCCCCCGACGUCCCCUGUGGGAGCCACGUGCCGGACCUCAGUUUGCGAUGAGGAGACGGUAGUGAGUUCUCACUCAUUUUGUUCAGAUUUUCCAAGGAAUGCGUUUGUGGGUGUCAUCAUCGAUCCGAGCACGGGCACACCCGCGGGACGGCCACCGCCACAGCCCCCACCGCCGGGACGGCCAGCCAGCUCCCUCCUGGCCGCGGCCCGCAGGCUCCCGAGCCCAACCGCGGGCAAGCAGGUCAGCUCCACCCCCGGGAGCAGAGGGUGCGGGUCCGGGCGCCACACACCGCCCCCCGGGGGCUACCUUGGCGCAGGCCACUGCCGCUUACCAUCGCCUACCAGGUGGCCAUCGAUCCCGCCACCGGCCGCACGCCAACACGCCUCCCACCGGCAGGAGGGACUGGCCUUCCCGGGGUCGCUCCCGACAGGCUCCAGCUUCCGCUCCCCGCGCUGGCCUCCGUUUCUCCGCCGCAGCAGCUGGGUGAGGGCGACAACGGACACGCGCAAGCACGCCUCAGCAAGGGGCCCAGUUGCCCAAGGCACAGGGGCCGGGCCCCCCACCGCCCAGGGCCUGUGGGCAGCCUGGCUGCCACCUGUCCCUGGCCUCCCCCCUCUCACUGGGUGCCAGCAGCCAAAGGGCCACACGAGUGGCCAGCACUGCCCCUUCGCUGGGGCGCCACACCCUUCCCCCAGGAACCGCGCCUCCCUCAGGCUCCCUAAGGCCCUGCCCACCCGCACCCCUCCCAGCUUCAGAAGAGUCCACCCCAACCCCGAGUCCGAUUCCGCCCCCAGGCCCACCCUGGGGCUCUCCCUCUCACCCCGAUGGGAAAACACCCUCGCUCCGGCCACCGACACUGCCUGCCCACGUCUCCGCCCCGAGAGCGGCUCCGCGGGCCCUGGACCCGGGGCGCCCAUGGGCACACCUGCACUCCACCCCUGCUAUCCCCAGCACGCUCUCAGGACCCCGGGCAAUACACAGACCCUUCUGCUGGACCCUCCGGGACCCCAAGGGCCCUGGAGCCUGUGCGAGACCCCGCAGGGCCGCACCUCGCCCUGA
Sus scrofa (pig) is the source of this 2373-nucleotide messenger RNA. The record is from RefSeq and is a predicted model, not a curated record. NCBI's taxonomy places the organism in Eukaryota, Metazoa, Chordata, Mammalia, Artiodactyla, Suidae.